AUGCUUCUUAGCGCACGAAUGUAUUUGGGAAAUUUUGAUCAAAUUUCGUUAGUGAUCCUUCCGCAGGUUCAACUACGGAGAACUUGUUACGACUUUUGCCCGGUUCAAAUCAUUGCGAUUGAAGCGGUUUCCACCAAUGAAUCUCCACCUCGAAAAGCACUGAAACAGAUGAAAUUCAAAGCAAAAUCUUGA
Molecule: messenger RNA, 192 nt
Organism: Gongylonema pulchrum
Lineage: Eukaryota; Metazoa; Nematoda; Chromadorea; Rhabditida; Gongylonematidae
Source: the annotation of a GenBank genome assembly